AGUGUUACAGAACUUGUUUGUUACUAACGUUGCUGGAAAUAAUCCCAGCUUUGUCAAUUGUAUUGCAUUCCAUCUAUACGAUGUGCUUUGUUUCGCCAUGUCUUCUACAGACGACAUCAACGCGGAGGAUAUAGAUUAUGCAUCUUAAAACGGAGCCAGUAACCCGUGCGCUGGGUUGUUUAUGUUGUACUUAUAAAUCCAACAUCGAGGUUGCAUGAUUGGCAUGUGUUUGGAGUCAUGCAUCAAGCCACAAGGACCAAGAAACCCGACGUGAAAGUCGUCAUUCUGGGGGACAUGAACGUGGGAAAAACGUCUCUUCUUCACAGAUACACGGAAAGGAAGUUUAAGGACACUAUAAGCACGGUUGGAGGGGCGUUCUUCUUAAAACAGUGGGGGCCCUACAACAUAUCCAUAUGGGACACUGCAGGUCGGGAGCAGUUUCACGGCCUUGGCUCCAUGUACUGCCGUGGAGCGGCUGCAGUCAUACUCACAUAUGACGUUACGAACUGGCAGAGCCUGACUGAGCUGGAAAGCCGAUUCCUGUCCCUGACCGACACCGCCAACGCCGACUGCAUUUUUGCCAUCGUGGGUAACAAAGCGGACCUGACCGAUGCUCACGUAGAUGUGGACGGCGAACGAGGAGAAGAAUCCCAACCCGUCGUCACGUGUCCAACUCCUCCCACGACUCCUCUCAUGCAUAAGCAGGUCAGCAGAGAAGACGCAGUCGCUCUUUAUGGCCGUGUGCUGUGCUAUAAGGGUCUGGAUGAGAAGGAGUGCCUGCCCGCUGAGAGGAUGUGUUUUGAGACAAGCGCUAAAACAGGUUACAAUGUGGACGCUUUGUUUGAAACACUCUUUGAUCUGCUACUGCCCUCCAUCUUGAAGAAAAGGAGUGAGGGGGAGAGCUCCACGGUAGAUCUGGAGACCCCACUGGAGAUUAAAAGGACUAAAGCAGGAUGUUGUGCCUAGAGCAUUGGAUCAUGGGAUUGAUUGUUCUUUAUUGCCAAAGAAGGAAUGGGAUGAAAAAUAAAAAUCAUACUGCCACAUAUACUAGAGUGCGUUUUAGCUGCUACUAUAUAUAUUUCAGCACAUUGUGUUUUUUUUUCUAUAUAGAAAUUGUGAAAGCACUUGGUGACCAUACAUAAUAGGUACAUACGGUUUUUUUUUUCAGUUUUAAUUUUAAGUUGUAAUUUUGAUUAUGAUUUAUUAUGAUUUUUUUAUGUGAUUAAUUCGGAAUCGUCAUGAUAUUGUUUUGCUUUUACAUUAAAAUUAUAUUCUGGACUGCAUUAUAUGAUUUUUUUUUGCCUGUUUUUCAUUACAGAAUCUAAUCUGAGAAUAAGAUUUCUGAAAGGAAGUUUGAAAUAAAUGUGUGGUUGUAUGAGAAAGCUUUCUGUUGCAUGAUUAAAACCAGGGUCAUGGCACAUUCAAUAUGACUCUUACAUCCCUAUUUUCAUGUGUAGUGUGUAUACUAUUUUCAAAAAGCAAUUUCUUGAGAAUGAUCUUUUUCAUCUUUAUACACACUGUAAUGAAUUGUACAUAUGUUGUUAUUAAAGACAACUCAAAUAUAAUUUUUUCGGUGACUUUC
Misgurnus anguillicaudatus (oriental weatherfish) is the source of this 1582-nucleotide messenger RNA. RefSeq names its product RAB20, member RAS oncogene family (gene rab20). Gene Ontology annotation, molecular function: GTP binding; GTPase activity. The record is from RefSeq and is a predicted model, not a curated record. NCBI's taxonomy places the organism in Eukaryota, Metazoa, Chordata, Actinopteri, Cypriniformes, Cobitidae.